AUGAGUGGCGAUACAAGAUUGAAAAAGAAGCGGAGAGGCGGCCCGCGCAGUAGAACAGUAUGCGGGAAUUGCGAGCGUCUCAACCUCGACUGCGAGCUAUCCGAGGAGAUCGUAUGGGCUACUCCUCGUGUCGAUACAACACCGGACGAACCAAACAAUGAUGCGCCGCUUCUCGUUGACGUGUUUAGGACACGAAUGAAUGAUCUUGACCUUCCUGAAAACUCUUUGUCAAAUCAGAACUACAUACCUGCUAAUGGAGUCACGACAGCAGGUUCCGACGAAGCGAACGGUCCGAAGAAGCUGGUCCUCAGAUCGCCGCUUCUGUUUCACUGUGUAUGCGCCUUUACCGCCAACUAUCUUGCCCUUUCCAAUUCGAGCCAUGAUCCUUCUUGGCAAGUCACAGCUUCCAAGCAUUAUGGCGAAUCGUUGCGCCUACUCAUAGAAGCUUUGAGCAUGCCUUCGCACGAACAUGCGCUUACCGCAAGUAUGCUGCUCUUGAGCUACGAAAUCCACGGAGCUUUGCGCUCUGAAGACUAUCGGCGACACUUCCUAGGCCUUACAGUACUAAUCAAAUCACGACAUGUUACUGCACAGUCAAGCGGCACUGAUCUGGCCAACUUCUGGAUCUAUAUCCGACACGAGAUCGUUGUAGCUAUGGCUAGCGAGCAGCCUCUGGUACUAGACCCUGCAGAGUGGGAGGUGUCCUGGGUAGAGGGUGAGACUAGAGAAGAUGUUUUGGGAAACCACAUGCUUUGGAUAUUAGCGCGAGUUCUCAAUCUCAUUUUUGGACCAGAUGGACGAACUGAAGCAGGUAAAGAGCAGCGCCAAAGCUUCCUGCACGAGAUCGAAAUGUGGCGAAGGGGACUUUCUGACACGUUUGUUGGUAUUUCAUACGGGGAGAAAGACGAAGAUGGCUUUGGCAAAGUAUACUUCCCAGUGGCGGCCGCAGCCGCCACAGCGUUUUGGUAUCAUAUAACACAUAUUCUGCUCUAUGCAGAGCCGGAGCUUCAAGACGAGGCCUACAUUCCUCUGAUUCAAGAGCAGGCUAUGGAGAUAACCGACAUAGCAAUAUCAGAUUUCCCCCCAUCGCUGAUGGUAUUCUCUACGCAUGGUCUUUUCUAUGCGAAACGCCGCGAAACACAUCCAUGGGAUCUCAAGAAAGGCGCGUAUCUGGAACGUCUUGAACGAGGUUGA
Molecule: messenger RNA, 1194 nt
Organism: Alternaria arbusti
Lineage: Eukaryota; Fungi; Ascomycota; Dothideomycetes; Pleosporales; Pleosporaceae
Exons: 6
Coding region: 1-1194 (397 amino acids)
Biological process (GO): positive regulation of transcription by RNA polymerase II
Cellular component (GO): nucleus
Molecular function (GO): transcription cis-regulatory region binding; DNA-binding transcription factor activity
Source: RefSeq, a predicted model, not a curated record